Messenger RNA from Astyanax mexicanus (Mexican tetra), 3439 nucleotides. It is a transcript of the gene shisa9b, whose product is annotated as shisa family member 9b. Gene Ontology annotation, cellular component: AMPA glutamate receptor complex; postsynaptic density; dendritic spine membrane. The coding region runs from base 319 to 1494 and encodes 391 amino acids. The transcript is spliced from 4 exons. Gene Ontology annotation, biological process: regulation of AMPA receptor activity; regulation of short-term neuronal synaptic plasticity. NCBI's taxonomy places the organism in Eukaryota, Metazoa, Chordata, Actinopteri, Characiformes, Acestrorhamphidae. The record is from RefSeq and is a predicted model, not a curated record.
GAGUGGCGCUCGCGGAGGGAUGGAGCUCGAUUCGGUGUUUUUCUUUUGAGUUCUGGACUUCUGGAUUGAGGUUCUGGAUUCACGCGACGUGAAGUUGUGGGCCACGACACGGACACGCGCACACGGAUCUAUCUAAUCUCUUCUGAUUGGACCGCACAGGUGUUCUCCAGGAGUUCUCCAGACCAGGUGUUCAUCUCCAGGUGUUUUCAGCAGAAGCAUGCCAGAAGGCGCUGCGGCGCGUGGCGCAGGGCCACUCGUGGCGCACUGAUGAGCACCGUCCCUGUCCUACGUUGACGGUGGCGCGAGGACGGUGUGAGGAUGAGAAGCGCGGGGCUGCUGCUUGGUUACUGCCUGGUGAAGGUUCUGGUGUGCGACGCGGGAGGAGAACCCGGGAAGAACCCGGACGGGUCCCUCGCGGCUCCGGGCUCCAACGAGUCCAGCCGGGACGGCGCGCCCGACGAGCCGCACAUCGAGGACCGGUGCCGCGGCUACUACGACGUGAUGGGCCAGUGGGACCCGCCGUUCGUCUGCCGCACGGGCAGCUACCUGUACUGCUGCGGCACCUGUGGAUUCCGCUUCUGCUGCGAGUUCAAGAGCUCGCGCCUGGACCAGACCACCUGCAAGAACUACGACACGCCGCCCUGGUCCAUGACGGGCAGACCCCCGCCCAAGAAGAACGACCCCGCGCACGACCCCACCAAGGAUAAGACCAACAUGAUCGUGUACGUCAUUUGUGGAGUAGUGGCCAUCAUGGCUCUGGUUGGGAUUUUCACCAAACUGGGACUAGAGAAGGCGCAUCGACCCCACAGGGAAAACAUGUCCAGGGCGCUGGCGCAGGUGAUGCGGCAGACGGCGCCGGGGGAGCCGCUGGAGCGAGAGGAGGGCCUGGCGGUGCACGGGCAGCCCUACGAGAGCCUGCAGUGCAGAACCACACCAAACAACCUGCAGGGCACGCAGAUGAACAAUGUAGGCCCGGGAUCAGCCCUGAUGCAGGCUAUGACACCGUACCCCCCGCUGGGGCAGGUCUCCCACGCCUAUGAGCAGCAGCCGCAGCCUGGCAAGGAGCUCAACAAGUAUGCCUCUCUGAAAGCUGUGGCGGAGAAGGCCAACGAGAACUUCUACGCCAACCGGAGGCACAUGACGGAGCUGUCGGCCAAAGGCACGCUCCCCCUGCAGCCAGUGCGUCUGGAGCCAGAGCCCACCAACCCGUACAGCCCGGAGAUGCCGUGCCAAAAGCAGAACGGCUACCGAGCCAAGAACACCAAGGUGCACAGCUCGCACGCGCUGCCCUACAGCUCCAACACCAUCGCCACCACGGGCAUGCUCAAGGGCUGGGAGGCCACAGAGACGCUGGGCCGGCGCCACACCUACGCCCCCAAGAGGCACAGCGCCCUGGUGGAGCAGGUCAACGAAUUAACCUCCGCCCACAGCCAGCACUACCUGCCUCCCCACCCUUACUAUGUCACCAACAGCAAGACGGAGGUGACCGUGUGAGGGGCCUGUUCGCGAGGGAGCUAGCCGACCUCUAGCCAGAGUAGAGGUUGUAGAGGCGGGAUUUGACAGAGCAGAAGGUCUAAAAUAAAGGAGUGGCUUAUAAUAAAAGAGAAGCCCUGCAAUGGCGUCCAUGUGGAGCUUCCAGACAGUGGCGUUGGAGGUCUAUGUGCUCUUUGUGUUCCUCACGUCUUACGAGAACGAUGGAGCUUGGUGGAGGAAGUGGUAAUGAUGGAACACAGAAAAAACACAGAAGGAGACGAGGACCUAUCAGGGAGGGGAUCUACUAUUAUAUCGUGUACUCUCGCUCUCCCUCUCACUCUCUCUCUGUGUCCAUUACAGUAAUCUCUGCAUUAUAAUGCAACAUAACGAAAUGACCUAUAGUAAUGAGCUUGCGACACACAAACGAGCACAAAAUAGUAGAGACUACUGUUCAGAGAAUGUUCCAGAUACCUAUAAAGCAAUUGAGGUCAAAUGACUCCUGUGCCAAGAAUGGUGGUUCCAUUGCCAAUGGUGGAUCCAUUGGCUGUACCAAUUUUGGGCUCCAAUAAACGAAUGUUCCAAUGAGAAACACUAAUGAUGAAACCCAACUGAGGAUUGUGGACUUUUCUCAGAGCCGGUUCUCACACUGCUCUCUCUUAGACACUGUAGUCCAUUGAGAUUUCAUUCAGUCACGUAGAUGCGUUACGUAGACUCCGCUCUGUAGCGAUACAACGAUACAGCGAUACAACGAUACAGCGUCACGCUCCGAUCCGACGAAACUCUGGGCCCGUGCCUUUCCAUAAAACUCAGCAUCCAAGAGCUUUGUGCUUUAAUAAUUAAAACUAAAGCACCUCCAGCGAGUCAAAACAUGUUCAACAACGCUCCUCGUCAAUGUUCCUCUUCGUCAUCAUGCCUAGUGCUUCAAAAACACACUGGCUAUUCUGUUUAUUUGGAGCUCUCUCCAUCACUGUACGUCAGUAGCUUCAGUAACUGAAGUGUGUGUAGCUUAUCAUCUAUUUUUGUACUGUAAGAGCGAAUAAAGUAGAGUGUAGGACUCCCAGAACGUAAAUGAUGACAUGUACGAUGUACAUUUUAUUUUCUGCAUUUUAUUUAGUUCAUUAUCUCCUGUUUUAAAUGUUGAGAAAGAUGUUUUGAGGGUGUUUUCAGAGUCAAGAUUGAGUGAAGAUUGUAGCAAACCCACAUUUCAUCAGCUGUAAUGGCCAAUGACCAUUCUUUAUUAGCUUCCCAUUUGUUUACUAAUUAGUACAUUUAAAAAGCCAGACAUCAUAGCACAGGAGUACCAUAUUUUUCGGACUGUAUGUUGCAUUUAUAUGUAUGAAUUUUACCAGUCAGGUAUUAAGUAUCAGUAAAGCCACUCCACUGUAGUACAGAGUUAUAAGGGUUAUAAGAGUUUUCAGUGAAGUUUCUCCAGCACUAAGGCUGGGUGCAGCAGCAUUAGCAUUAGCCACUAACCAUAGCGAUAACUCUUUCUUUUAACUAGUUCAGAGGUUAGUAUAUUGAAUUGUAUUCUGCUGUGUUUACCGUGUUAAAACAAGCUACAUAAGACAGACCGCUAGCUGAUAUCGCCCUGGGUUACCAGAACACUCAGGGUUCCUCAGUCUAGCACUGUGGUUAGAGGUUGGUGGCUAAUGCUAAUGCUGCUGCACCCAGUCUUAGUGCUGGAGAAACUUCACUGAAAACUAACCCUUAGACAAAAUAUUGGAUAAAUAAAUAAAUAGAAGUGCUUUACUCACCCAAAUAAACUUUUUUUAGGAGAGAAAUCUGUGUAGAUUAACAUCCGGCACUCAUUUGUAUUUGAAAGAAAGUGUUUUUUUUUUGUUUUAAGAAUUACAGUUUUGUUUACUUAGCUGAUUUCACCACAGCUUUCGUAUUAGAAGGAAAACAUGGCGACACCCUUGCUCAUUUCUAUGUAGGCUUCCUUAGUAGUGUCGUUUUUUUUUUUUUU